AUGGCUCUUCCUACUUUCGUCAAAAGGAAUCGCAUCCUGUCGCAUUUUACCCCCCGGCUAGCAGCGACCGUGAGCCUGAUUGCGCUCUCAAGUCUCAACUAUGGCUUCGAUAAUCAGGGGCUUGCGACCAGCCAGGCCAUGGCGACCUACAAACAUCAAUUUGGGGUUUAUAACCCUAAGACGAACUCUUAUGCUAUUCCUACUUACUGGACUUCUUUACUGAAUAGUUUGAACUUUAUUGGCUUUGCUUUCGGGUUAUAUAUAGGCAGUAUCAUCAGCGCGCGGUAUGGUCGUCGUAUGUCUAUGUUCUGCAUGUGCGUAUGGGCUACCAUGUCGGCCACAGUGUUGGUGACAUCCCGCAAGAUCGAGCAAGUUCUGGCAGGUCGCAUACUCAAUUAUGCGUACAUCGGCAUGGAGCUUUCUACAUGCCCACCGUUCCAGGCCGAGGUCGUACCCGCGCCUAUUCGAGGAUUCACUGUGGGAACGUAUCAGACGAGUUUACUUCUCGGCGGAAUCAUCAUCAAUAGCGUUUGCCGAGGGACCUCUGAAAUGACCACGAAUGCUGCUUGGAGAAUACCACAGAUGUUGUUUUAUAUCAUCCCUUCUGUCGUCGCAGUUUGUGUUUGGUUUAUUCCAGAGUCCCCGCGGUGGCUGCUUUUGCAAGGUCGUGAGAAGGAUGCGCUCGAGUCCUUACGCCUUCUUCGCACUUCUGGAAAUCGCGAGUCGGGUUACGAUCCAAGGCAAGAACUCCGCUUGCUGAAAAAGUCUUUGCUGGAGGAACAGAACCAGGGAACGUAUAGCGACCUUUUUCGCGGUAGUAAUCUGAAACGAACCUUGAUCGCUAUGGGAAUGAACUUCUUCAUUCAAGCUACAGGCUCGCCAUUCACAGCCGCUUACGGCACCCUGUUUGUGCAGUCACUCAACUCACUGAACCCGUUCGACUAUUCGAUCAUGAGUUCCUGCAUCAACACAUUCUGUUGUGUCUUGUCUAUAACUAUAACUGACAAGGUAGGACGACGACCUAUCCUGCUGAUCGGUUCAGCCCUACAGAUAGUAUGGCUAUUCUCCAUGGCUGGCAUCGGGCUUUACCACCAUCCAACAUCCAGCCAAAAAUAUAGUAUCAUCGCCUUGACAGCGCUCUCUUCAGCUAGUCUAUGCUUUAGCUGGGAUCCGCUAAACUAUAUCGUUACGACUGAGCUGCCAGCGUCCAGGCUACGCGACAAGACCCAACGAGUUGCAUCGUUUGUGAAUGUUGCUACAAACUUUGCAUUUUCUUUCAGCACACCUUAUCUCCUCAACGAACCAUAUGCGAAUCUCGGGUCGAAAGUAGGGUUUAUAUUCGGCAGUCUGGCUGUUGCCUCGUUUCUCUUUGCAUAUUUCUGUGUCCCCGAGAUGAAAGGGCGGACACUCGAAGAAAUUAACCAAAUGUUUCAAGAUGGAGUCCCGAUUUGGAAAUUUGGAAAAUAUGGGGCUCCGGUUGAGACGGGGACUGUGUCGGAAAUCGCUGUCGUUGAGGAUGAAGAUGUGGUUCGUGGAGAUGCUGCUUAUGAAGAGAGAAAUGUCGGCAAAUGA
This is a messenger RNA of Talaromyces marneffei, 1572 nucleotides long. RefSeq lists its product as uncharacterized. Lineage: Eukaryota; Fungi; Ascomycota; Eurotiomycetes; Eurotiales; Trichocomaceae. Gene Ontology annotation, cellular component: membrane. Bases 1 to 1572 code for a protein of 523 amino acids. Gene Ontology annotation, molecular function: carbohydrate:proton symporter activity. The transcript is spliced from 2 exons. Gene Ontology annotation, biological process: transmembrane transport; carbohydrate transport. The record is from RefSeq and is a predicted model, not a curated record.